Mauremys reevesii (Reeves's turtle) is the source of this 2563-nucleotide messenger RNA. It is a transcript of the gene PDIA6, whose product is annotated as protein disulfide isomerase family A member 6. The record is from RefSeq and is a predicted model, not a curated record. The transcript has 13 exons. Gene Ontology annotation, cellular component: endoplasmic reticulum lumen. The coding region runs from base 98 to 1441 and encodes 447 amino acids. Lineage: Eukaryota; Metazoa; Chordata; Testudines; Geoemydidae. Gene Ontology annotation, molecular function: protein disulfide isomerase activity; protein-disulfide reductase activity. Gene Ontology annotation, biological process: response to endoplasmic reticulum stress.
GCGUGGGCAGGGUGCUGGCGGGGGGAAGCGGAUUGUAGCGAGCGGGCGGUCGCGGGGAGGGAGGCUCUGCCGGCGGCACCCGGAGCAGCCCAGCACCAUGGGGAUGUUCGGCACGAGCCGCCUCUUGCUCGGAGCUGUGAGCUGCACAUUCUUCCUGGCAGCUAACAGCCUAUAUUCAUCCAAUGAUGAUGUGAUAGAGCUAACACCAACAAACUUCAACAAGGAAGUCAUUCAGAGUGACAGUUUAUGGCUGGUAGAAUUCUACGCACCAUGGUGUGGUCACUGUCAAAGACUAACUCCUGAAUGGAAGAAAGCAGCGACAGCAUUAAAAGGUGUUGUGAAAGUCGGUGCAGUUGAUGCAGAUAAGCAUCAGUCCCUAGGUGGUCAGUAUGGUGUUCGAGGAUUUCCAACUAUCAAGAUAUUUGGAUCCAACAAGAACAAAGCAGAAGAUUACCAGGGUGGCAGAACAAGUGACGCGAUUGUUGAUGCUGCUUUAAGUGCUCUUCGAUCACUGGUAAAGGAUCGUCUUAGUGGCAGAAGUGGAGGAUAUAGUUCUGGAAAGCAGAGUAGCCGAGAAAGUGGAGGCGGGGAUAAGAAGGAUGUGAUUGAACUGACUGACGACAGCUUUGAUAAGAAUGUUGUGAAUAGUGAUGACGUUUGGCUGGUAGAGUUUUAUGCCCCAUGGUGUGGACACUGCAAAAAUCUGGAGCCAGAAUGGGCAGCUGCUGCCACAGAAGUGAACGAACAAACCAAGGGAAAAGUAAAACUGGCGGCUGUAGAUGCUACAGUGAAUCAGAUGUUAGCCAGCCGGUAUGGGAUCCGUGGAUUUCCCACAAUCAAGAUCUUUCAGAAAGGGGAAGACCCUGUUGAUUAUGAUGGUGGAAGAACAAGAUCGGAUAUAGUUGCUCGCGCUCUGGAUCUUUUUUCUGAAAGUGCCCCACCACCUGAGCUUCUAGAGAUUAUUGAUGAAAAUGUUGUGAAGAGUACCUGUGAUGCCCACCAGCUCUGUGUCAUUGCUGUGUUGCCCCAUAUUCUUGAUACAGGAGCUGCAGGUAGAAAUUCCUACUUGGAAGUCAUGUUAAAAAUGGCAGACAAAUACAAAAAGAAAAUGUGGGGGUGGCUGUGGACGGAGGCUGGAGCUCAGUCUGAGCUUGAAAACUCACUGGGAAUUGGAGGAUUUGGGUACCCAGCGAUGGCAGCAGUUAAUGCACGGAAGAUGAAAUUUGCCCUCCUGAAAGGAUCUUUCAGUGAACAGGGGAUUAAUGAGUUUCUCAGGGAGCUCUCCUUUGGUCGUGGAUCUACUGCACCAGUAGGUGGUGGGGGUUUCCCUAAAAUUAACACAGUCGAGCCGUGGGAUGGCAAAGAUGGUGAGCUUCCAGUUGAAGAUGACAUUGAUCUCAGUGAUGUGGAUCUUGAAGACUGGGAUAAAGACGAAUUGUGAGAUCUUCAGGAAGUUUCUUUUCUUGGGAGGGUUUGGAACAUUGUUCACAAUCAAAUGGAUAUUCCAGUGGCCUUUUUACAGAGAAGUAGCACUGGGCCAGCUCUCUGCAGCACUGCGACAGUGAACUGUAUGCCUCUCAAGAAAACAUUGCAAAAAUUCUAUGAAUUGUUGUAACCAGUAAAUUUGAUUGUAUUCUGUGUAACAAAUAUUUUGAGGACAACAUUGAUCUUUGAUUACAACACCUUGGUUUUUAUUUUGUCCAUAGAGUGUGUGCUCUUUGAAUGUUUCUGGGGGAUGUUACUGUAUCCAGUUUUAAAUGUAAUUUUUUUUUUCAUUCAGAUGAAACCUGACCAGCUUCUGUUCCAAUUAAAGAAUAAAACAAGAUAUUUUUGACAUAGAGUAUUAGUCUUGUACAGCGCAACAAACUUGCACACAAAGCUGUCCAGGUUCGGAUGACUGUUGCAAAGUGAACAGUGUAUAUCAUAAGGAAUGGUGCUGUAAGGCUCUUAAACUACCCUGCCACUAUAAAACUUAUUGACAGUCUUUGCCUGAAGAUUAGAUCAGACAAUCUUGGUUUAAAAUGGUCUUUCUAGUUUUUCCUCCUAUUUUCAGGGAUUUUCAGUUUCUUGGAAACAACAUAUCACCUCAAAUGGUGAUCUUGUCAUCUGAUAGCUGGGUGGCUGCUUGAAUGGGAGAUCUCUAGGGAAAAUGCAGGCUGGUGAAAAGUGCUGCUGAUUUCAGAAAGUGGUAGUUUUCCUCUGAGUUGGUGGUGAGCCAGUGACACCCCCCAGAGUGUGAAGGGUCAAUGUGCUGCUAUAGCAACUUUCUCUCUCUGGAAAGAAGCCUAAAACUGAUACUGACUGGUCUCUUCAAUGGAAUCCAGGUGUUAUCUCCAGCAUCCUGGCCAAAUUCCAACUUGGGUGAUUAUGUUCUGCUGCCUUAAAUUUCCUCUGCAUUUUCCACUGGAUCUGGUAUUCUUUGCUUCCCAUCUUACACUGUUAAAAUACUUAGUGUUUCACCCCAAGGGGGUUACACUUUGAUGUUUGGUACAAUUAUUGCUGUUUGUAAAAUCAAUAUUAUAAAAACUUAAGGCCAAAGGUAUUAAAUUAUUCUAUGGCUGGC